Molecule: messenger RNA, 1658 nt
Organism: Lampris incognitus (smalleye Pacific opah)
Lineage: Eukaryota; Metazoa; Chordata; Actinopteri; Lampriformes; Lampridae
Product: endothelial differentiation-related factor 1 homolog
Exons: 5
Coding region: 143-589 (148 amino acids)
Cellular component (GO): nucleus
Molecular function (GO): DNA binding
Source: RefSeq, a predicted model, not a curated record
CGCGUGGCUGACAGCAGUGUUUAGCGGCCCUUGUUGUUACGGGAAGUGACUGCAUUAGUUCAGACCGUUUAUUUCACACGAAGAUAGUUGAAAGUAUUUAAGUGUUUUUUGGUUAUCGCGGUUGUCGAAUAAUCCCCGGAAAAUGGCAGAGAGCGACUGGGACACCGUGACUGUCUUGAGGAAGAAGGGACCGACCGCUGCCCAGGCCAAAUCCAAGCAAGCUAUCGCAGCAGCUCAGCGACGUGGAGAAGAAGUUGAGACAACUAAGAAAUGGUCUGCGGGGCAGAACAGGCAGCACCUGGUGACCAAGAACACAGCUAAACUGGACAGGGAGACGGAGGAGUUGCACCACCAUAGGGUUCCUCUGGAGGUUGGCAAGGUCAUCCAACAGGGCCGCCAAGACAAAGGCCUGACUCAGAAAGACCUGGCCACUAAAAUCAACGAGAAACCUCAGGUCAUUGCCGACUAUGAGUGUGGGAAAGCGAUUCCUAACAACCAGGUCAUGGGCAAGAUAGAGAGAGCAAUUGGGUUAAAGCUGCGUGGGAGAGAUAUUGGCCUACCCCUGGAGCCAAAAUCCAAGCAGAAAUGAAGAUAAAGCCUCGAAAUCAGCCCCCCCCCCCAUCCCACCCCUUUAUGAAUUUAGGCUGAAUCCAAAUGUCUGCAGUCCAGGCUAGCGGACUUUGGUGUUAACGUACUGGGACAAUGAAGUGCUCAGCAUCAUGUCACGUUUGCAAGGAGUGCAAGUUUGUGAGGUUAUGAACUGUGCAAAAUGCACAGGGUGCUUCUAUGCACCCUAUGUAUUGCCUUUGUGCACUACCUGUUGACACCUAGUUGAACCUAGUUUUUUGGCUCUUGCUUGUGUUGUAAUCCCCUGACUAGAUCCUUGCUUGUAUUGUAUUAACUCUCACGUGUAUGUCGCUUUGGAUAAAUUGUAACAUUGCAACUUCAGACCAUGCCAAGAUCUGCCACCGGAAGCAACAAACAUGUAGACAGUGAUUGCUGCUGCGCUGGUUUAGAUUAUCGUGUAUUUAGCAAAAGCAUGCACUCGGAGGCCAAGGUUUAGACCGUAGUAGGCCCAUUUUGUUUGUGCAAUAUCAGACUUGAUGAAUUGUAGAAUUGGGGAGCCUUAGUCAAUCGGGACUUCACAGGUGUGUGCCCAUUAAGUCUGCUAGUCUGCUAGUGCAGGAAAACUAGGACGUUUGGAUUCAGCCAAACUCUUCAUCCCUUUCCCAUAUACCCCAAGAAACCCCAAAACUUUUUCCUAUCUCCUGUCUCCCCUCCUCUACCUGGGCUGAUCACACCUGUGUCCUGUUUGCGGACCUGGUGCUCCACUGCUUUAAAAGCUGCAUACUGACAAGUCAUCUGAAAUUAUUUCUUUACCACAAAUGAAUGAGUACAUUUCAGAUCAUUGCAACUGAAAGUGCUGUAUUAUAUUAUUUUUUUUUGUUGCCUUGACAUGAUACAUUCAUUUUUUUUAAAAUGGCUUUAAAACAAAAGAAGAACUUCUCCAUAACCAGUUGUUACUUUUCAGUUUUAAAAACUCAUUGAGAAAGUUUUGAUCACAUUCUUAUCACAGAUUCAAGAUAUUGAAUGAAGUUCACUGCAAUAUUGAAAUGUAUUGUGUUUUUAUUUUUAAAUAAAGUCUGGCAAGAUGUGCG